UCAUCCUCUUGCUCUUUCACCACUCGACCUCGUCCACACCAGUCUAUUUUCUCUAGAGACCCAUCUGUUUGACUACCCUCAUCACACGAGAAUGGCACCACAGCGCGUGUUCCAGCUUAGUGGCACAUGCAAUAAUUACCCAUGGGGGAAGAAGGGCCAGCAAUCUCUGGCUGCCCAACUAUGUGCCAGGACGCCAGGGACAGACUUCAAGAUUGAAGAUGAUACCUUCUACUCUGAGAUGUGGUUUGGCGAUUACCCUGAUUUUCCGGCUAGAGUACUCGAAACUGGAGAGCUCCUUGCGGAUGUCUUGAAGAAGAAUCAAGAAACGCUGCUCGGGAAGAAGGUCGUCGACAACUUCGAUGCCCAGCUACCUUUCCUUCCAAAGAUCCUUUCGAUAGCAAAGGCGCUUCCCUUACAACUGCACCCGAACAAAGACCUCGCAACGAAGCUACACCAGAAAGACCCAGACCAGUUCUCCGACCCCAACCACAAGCCCGAGAUCGCCGUCGCUCUCUCCAAGUUCGAGGUGUUUGCCGGUUUCAAGCCUCUCGACAAGGUCCAACCGAUCUUCACCCUCUCGGCGCUCACGCCUUAUCUCCCCAGCACACCCACUGAGUACUGGACAAACGACACCUUGCGCGAGGUGACAAGAAACCUCCUCAAGGCCGACGACGCCACCGUCAAAACCAUCGAGAAAGACCUUCUCGCAACCCCGCACGAGAACCUGCAGAAGGUUGGCGCCGAGUAUUUCCCCGACCUCCUGGCCCGGCUGCAGGGCCAGUACGGCCCCGGCGAUGCAGGCAGCAUCGUUGCGCUAACGUGCAUGAACUUCAUGACACUCGAGCCCCUGGACGCCAUCUACAUUCCUGCCGACGGCAUCCAUGCGUACUUAUCCGGCAACAUUGUCGAAUGCAUGGCGCGGUCAAACAACGUGCUCAACGUGGGCUUCUGUCCCGCGGCGGACAGGAAUAACAUCGAUAUGUUUGCGGAUACGUUGACGUUCAAGGCGCACAGCAGAGAGGAUGUGAUCCUGCCAAGUCAGAAGAGCGAGAGGAGCAAGACAGGCAAGACGGUUGUCUAUAAGCCGCCGAUGAGUGAGUUCGAUAUGCUCUUGGCUGGACUGCGGGCGGGCGAGAGUGACGAGAUCAAGGCCGGGGAUGGGCCUGGAGUGGUGAUUGUUACGCAGGGUACAGGGAAGAUGACUGCAGACGGUGACGAUUUCGAGCUGAAGGAGGGUUAUAUUUACUAUGUGGCACCGGGCGUCGACGUCAAAUGGGAGACGGAGAGCGGGAUGCAGAUCUUCGAGGCAGUCAUAUAAGCAAUCGAGGUCACCACAUGGCGCUGAAGGAUUGAUGAAAGAGUAUGACUAUUGGAAAAAGACAUGAGUU
Messenger RNA from Cryphonectria parasitica EP155, 1388 nucleotides. Its product is annotated as mannose-6-phosphate isomerase. Lineage: Eukaryota; Fungi; Ascomycota; Sordariomycetes; Diaporthales; Cryphonectriaceae. Gene Ontology annotation, cellular component: cytosol. Gene Ontology annotation, molecular function: mannose-6-phosphate isomerase activity; zinc ion binding. Gene Ontology annotation, biological process: carbohydrate metabolic process; GDP-mannose biosynthetic process. The coding region runs from base 92 to 1318 and encodes 408 amino acids. The record is from RefSeq and is a predicted model, not a curated record. The transcript is spliced from 2 exons.